Molecule: messenger RNA, 2793 nt
Organism: Naegleria fowleri
Lineage: Eukaryota; Heterolobosea; Eutetramitea; Acrasida; Naegleriidae
Exons: 3
Coding region: 1-2793 (930 amino acids)
Biological process (GO): carbohydrate metabolic process
Molecular function (GO): hydrolase activity, hydrolyzing O-glycosyl compounds; carbohydrate binding
Source: RefSeq, a predicted model, not a curated record
AUGGCUUCCACUCCUCUCUCUGUGACUCUUUCACACAAUGCUUGUCGUGUAACCAUCUCAUCUUCUUUGAGUCAGGAUUCUCUUGGAAUGGCCGCUCAUGAACAACCACCACCACCGGUCAAAGUCUCCUUAUUGGCUCUCUCUGAUUCCAUGUGGAGAUUGGAAGUGAAUGAUCCCGAUGACUCUCAUCUCACUUUGGACUCCUUUGCCAUUGAGAAGGAACAAGAAUUGAUCUCUACGUCUGCUUUGCCUCUUGAAUUGAUUCCAUCCUCGUGUGGUGUUGAUGAGGAGGAGGAGGAGGAGCAGAAAGGGAAUGUUGAUUCACAAUAUACUCCUUUCCCAACAACGACGAUAUCGUAUUGGGAUGUAAAAGUGAGAGCGAGUAGUACGAGUGGUGGUGGUGGUGGUAAAACUUUUAUUCGAAUUUAUCAUCAUCAUGGUGAAUCCACCAUGAGGGAGGGUUCUGGAGGAACAACGGUGUUGUUUUCUCUUGAUUUGAUUGAAAAUAAGAGCAGUCAAAGUUGUUGUGGCAGUCAUGAAUUCUCCAUCCUACUGAAAUCUCUCACAUUUUCACACCAAUUAGUGACUCAUUCCAUUCCCAUUCAAAACAAGGACUCUAGUUCCAAAUAUUCUGUUGACUAUAUCUUUGAAAAUCAGAGUCUGUAUGAAACAUUGAUGUCCUUCUCACCAUUAAACAAAGAAAAGGCGUAUGGAUUUGGAGAGAAGAGUGGACUCUUGUCAAAAGAAGGAAGAAAAUGGCUCAUGUGGAAUUAUGAUCAUUUUGGAUAUUCAUUUCAUUCGGAUCCAUUGUAUCAAUCGACUCCAUUUCUCAUGUUCUGUGGGUCAACAACGGGCAAUUCUUCUUCUUCUACUACUCGUUCAUCAUUGAAUUCUGCUAUUUUUGUAGAUACUGUCAGUAGACAAGAAUGGGAUUUGACUAAUUUCAAACCUGAAGUGAAACAGAAAAUUGUGAAAAAUUCCAUUGAAAGAUAUGGAACCAUGCCCAUUUAUUUAUUUGUGGGAGAAACAUCUCUCUCACUCGUUCAACAAUUUUCACACAAAAAUUUCACAGGAAGAACUUGGCUUCCUCCCAUGUAUGCUCUUGGUUUCCAACAGUGCCGUUGGAGUUAUUAUCCAGAAUCGAAGGUGAGAGAAAUUUCAGAUGGAUUUAUUCAACACGAUAUUCCAUGUGAUGUCUUCUACUUGGAUAUUGAUUAUAUGAAUAAUUUUGAAUGUUUCACAAUUUCAAAAGAACAUUUUCCAAAACCUGUCUCUCUUGCUAAUCAUUUGUUAUUAGAUAAUAGACAGAGAUUUGUAGCCAUUAUUGAUCCUGGUAUUUCAAAGCGUGAAGUCGAACCAGAAAAGUACAAAGUUUAUGCAGAAGGAACACUUGAAAAUGUUUGGUGUCAAUUGAAGAGAGAAACUUACGUGGAACAAGUGUGGCCAUUUAGAUGUACAUUCCCGGAUUAUUUCAAUGAGAGAGUGAGAAAGUGGUGGGGAAAAUAUUAUCGAGAUUUGAUGGAUCGAGGAAUUCAUGCAUUUUGGAACGACAUGAAUGAACCAGCUGUUUUUAAUGAUGGAACAUUCAAAACAUUCACAUUAGCAGUGGAUCAUAAUCUUUCUCUUCGUAACGGCACUAGCCUUAAUAUUUUGCAUCGUUUCGUUCAUAAUGCCUACGGUCAACUCAUGGCACGCGCUUCACACGAAGGUCUCGUUCAAUUGAAACCCAAUGAAAGACCCUUCCUCCUCACACGCAGUGGUUACUCUGGAGUUCAGAAAUAUGCAUGGUCCUGGAGUGGUGACAACAACUCGACAUUCGACGAUAUGAAAAUGAGCAUUGCCAUGUUGUUGAACAUGUCAUUGGCAGGUCAAGUGAUGGUUGGAGCUGACGUGGGUGGAUUUGUUGGAGAUUGCAACCCAGAACUCUAUGCUCGAUGGAUUGCAUUGGGAGCUUUGUGUUAUCCGUUCUUUAGAUCUCACUCGACGAAGGAUACUCUCGAACAAAAUGCUUGGACAUUUGGAGAGGAGUGUGAAAAGGCGUGUCGAAUUUUCAUCAAAUUACGUUAUAGAUUGACACCAUAUUUGUAUACAUACAUUCAAUAUGCAACCAAUCCCAACAAGGAAUUUGCCCCUCUCAUUCGACCACUUUGGUUGGAAUUUCCACACGAUUCAAAUUGUUAUCAUUCAGAAUUUGAGAAUACACAACUCUUUGUUGGUCCAUCCUUAUUGGUCGCUCCAAUUUUAGAAAAAGGAGCAACCUCUCGAAAAGUCUAUUUACCAUCUCAUCCAGGUGGAUUUUAUGACUUUUUCAAUCCAUCUCGCCACUUUGAAGGAGGACAAGUGGUCGAAUUUACUGAAAUCGCUUGGGAUAAGAGUAUUGUUCUUGUUAAGGCCGGAAGCAUCAUUCCAAUGAGAGCUGAAAGCAAACAAUGUGUUUAUGAUACGCUGACAAGCCCUAUUGAAUAUCACGUGUUUGGAAGACUAGUUGCCAAUUCUACUACUAAUCAGAGUGGUCAUGAUGAAGAUCUCAGCCAAAAUGUGUUAUAUUUGGAUGAUGGAUUUUCCAAUGAGUAUCGAAAUGGAAAAUUUGGUUUAUACAAGUUAGUGUUGCAACCCAACAAUAAUGAGAACAAUGUAACCAAUGACAGUACUGCUGAACGAGUGAGUGCUGAAUUGAUUGAGGGAGAAGGUUUUCCAUUUGUUCUCACCCAAGAACAAGUGAAUGCACAAUAUUUCAAACCAUUCCCUGAGAUUUAUGAGGAAGUUGAAAAUAAGAAGUGUGAAUGUUUGUAG